Molecule: messenger RNA, 147 nt
Organism: Linum tenue
Lineage: Eukaryota; Viridiplantae; Streptophyta; Magnoliopsida; Malpighiales; Linaceae
Source: the annotation of a GenBank genome assembly
AUGGCUCCGGAGUAUGCAAUGCACGGGCAAUUCUCGAUAAAGUCGGACGUGUUUAGUUUUGGAGUGCUCGUUUUGGAGUUGGAGAUUGUGAGCGGGCAGAAGAAUAGUUACCUCCAAGGUGGCUCGAGCAUGGAUAAUCUCUUGUAG